AUGGAUAAACAAAUAUUCAUCAAUCGAUCACUGCGGAUGGAUAAGAUAAAGUGUGUCGGAUUUGAUAUGGACGCCACCCUUGCAAUAUACAAUUCUCCGAUAUCCGAGGAACUGGCGUUCAAUCUUUCCACCAAGCGCUUGGUUGACAUUGGUUAUCCAAAGGGACUUCAGGUAUACAAAGUACAUGAUUCACUUAUAUGGUCUCUUAGAACUCUGAUCUACAGAAUCAAAUAUAAGAAAGAUUUUGUGGUGCGUAAUGCGUGGUUCGACAAAAGAUUUGGGAAUCUCCUGAAGACGGACGAGCACUGCAACAUUUUGAAUGCCUUUCAUGGCUUCAAGAAAUUAGACAAAUUUCAGGUUACGAAUAGGGAAGGAUUGCACAGGAAAGAUACUCAACAAAUUCUACUCUACAGUACAAUAUUCUACGACUGUAGACAUACAAUUGACUGGAUCCAUGUAACGGGCGAUUACAAGAAAACCGUCACUAAAAAUCUCUCGGAUUAUAUUGCACAUGAUUCCCGUACGGUACAAAUGAUGCAAGCCUUAUCUAAAAGUGGCAAGAAGCUUUUUCUCUUAACAAACUCACCUUGGUCGUACACCAAUACCUUGAUGUCACAUGUCAUGGGCAAAGAAUGGCAGCAGUUAUUCGAUGUUGUAAUAGUGGAAGGCAAUAAGCCCAAAUGGUUCCUGCAGGACAUUCCAUUCAAGGAGGUUGAUUCCACUACUGGAAGUGAGAGGAUAGGGAGCCAUAGCGGUCCCUUCAGAAAAGGGGAGCUCUAUAGUAGGGGAUGUGCAUCCGACUUCAAACAGCGGAUGGGAUUAGCAGGAAAAGACAUCCUCUAUGUUGGAGACCACAUCUUUGGAGAUGUUUUGAAGUAA
Molecule: messenger RNA, 879 nt
Organism: Cooperia oncophora
Lineage: Eukaryota; Metazoa; Nematoda; Chromadorea; Rhabditida; Trichostrongylidae
Source: the annotation of a GenBank genome assembly